Emiliania huxleyi CCMP1516 is the source of this 1964-nucleotide messenger RNA. RefSeq lists its product as hypothetical. The annotation marks the transcript as partial. The record is from RefSeq and is a predicted model, not a curated record. NCBI's taxonomy places the organism in Eukaryota, Haptophyta, Isochrysidales, Noelaerhabdaceae. The transcript has a single exon.
GUGAGGGUGGCGGUAAAGGUGGUGGCGAGGGUGGUGGUGACGGUGGCGGCAAGGGCGGUGGCGAGGGCGGUGACGGCGAUGGCGGUGGUGAGGGUGGCGGCGGCGAUGGCGGCGGAGACGGUGGCGAGGCGGACGGAGGUGGCGGCGACGGUGAGGCGGACGGCGGCGGCGGCGAGGGCGAGGCGGAGGGAGGCGGCGGCGAUGGUGAGGCGGAGGGCGGCGGCGGCGAGGGCGACGCGGACGGCGGCGGCGGCGACGGCGAUGCCGAGGGAGGCGGCGGCGAUGGUGAGGCGGAGGGAGGCGGCGGCGAUGGCGAGGUGGAGGGAGGCGGCGGCGAGGGCGAGGCGGACGGCGGUGGCGGCGACGGCGAUGCCGAGGGAGGUGGCGGCGACGGUGAGGCGGAGGGAGGUGGCGGCGAGGGCGAGGCGGAGGGAGGCGGUGGCGAGGGCGAGGCGGACGGCGGUGGCGGCGACGGCGAUGUCGAGGGAGGCGGUGGCGACGGCGAGGCGGACGGAGGCUGCGGCGAUGGUGAGGCGGACGGAGGCGGCGGCGAGGGCGAGGCGGACGGAGGCGGUGGCGAGGGCGAGGCGGACGGCGGCGGCGGCGACGGCGAUGCUGAGGGAGGCGGUGGCCACGGCGAGGCGGAUGGAGGUGGCGGCGACGGUGAGGCGCACGGCGGCGGCGGCGAGGGCGAGGCGGAGGGAGGCGGCGGCGAUGGUGAGGCUGACGGAGGCGGUGGUGACGGUGAGGUGGACGGCGGCGGCGGCGACGGCGAUGCCGAGGGAGGCGGCGGCGAGGGCGACACGGACGGAGGCGGCGGCGAUGGCGAGGUGGAGGGAGGCGGUGGCGAGGGCGAGGCGGACGGAGGUGGCGGCGACGGCGAUGCUGAGGGCGGCGGUGGCGACGGCGAUGCCGAGGGAGGCGGCGGCGACGGCGAGGCGGACGGAGGCGGCGGCGAUGGUGAGGCGGAGGGAGGCGGCGGCGAUGGUGAGGCGGAAGGAGGCGGCGGCGAGGGCGACGCGGAGGGCGGCGGCGACGACGGCGAGGCGGAGGGAGGGGGCGGUGACGGUGAGGUGGACGGCGGCGGCGGCGAGGGUGAGGCGGACGGAGCCGGUGGUGACGGUGAGGCGGAGGGAGGCGGCGGCGAGGGCGACGCGGAGGGAGGCGGCGGCGACGGCGAUGUCGAGGGAGGCGGCGGCGAGGGCGACACGGACGGAGGCGGCGGCGAUGGCGAGGUGGAGGGAGGCGGUGGCGAGGGCGAGGCGGACGGCGGUGGCGGCGACGGCGAUGCUGAGGGCGGCGGUGGCGACGGCGAUGCCGAGGGAGGCGGCGGCGACGGCGAGGCGGACGGAGGCGGCGGCGAGGGCGAGGCGGAGGGAGGCGGUGGCGAGGGCGAGGCGGAGGGAGGCGGCGGCGAGGGCGAUGCUGAGGGCGGCGGCGGCGACGGCGAUGCCGAGGGAGGCGGCGGCGACGGCGAGGCGGACGGAGGCGGCGGCGAGGGCGAGGCGGAGGGAGGCGGCGGCGAGGGCGAGGCGGAGGGCGGUGGCGGCGAGGGCGAGGCGGAGGGAGGCGGUGGCGACGGCGAUGCCGAGGGAGGCGGCGGCGAGGGCGACACGGACGGAGGCGGCGGCGAUGGCGAGGUGGAGGGAGGCGGUGGCGAGGGCGAGGCGGAGGGCGGCGGCAGCGACGGCGAGGCGGACGGCGGUGGCGGCGACGGCGAGGCGGACGGCGGCGGCGGCGACGGCGAGGCGGAGGGAGGGGGCGGUGACGGUGAGGUGGACGGCGGCGGCGGCGAGGGCGAGGCGGAGGGAGGUGGUGGUGACGGUGAGGUGGACGGCGGCGGCGGAGACGGUGAGGCGGAGGGAGGCGGCGGCGAGGGCGACGCGGACGGCGGCGGCGGCGACGGCGAUGCCGAGGGAGGCGGCGGCGAGGGCGACACGGACGGAGGCGGCGGCGAUGGCGAG